Messenger RNA from Larimichthys crocea (large yellow croaker), 5108 nucleotides. RefSeq names its product cell adhesion molecule 1b (gene cadm1b). The transcript has 12 exons. Gene Ontology annotation, biological process: susceptibility to natural killer cell mediated cytotoxicity; detection of stimulus; homophilic cell-cell adhesion. The record is from RefSeq and is a predicted model, not a curated record. Gene Ontology annotation, cellular component: plasma membrane; synapse; neuron projection. NCBI's taxonomy places the organism in Eukaryota, Metazoa, Chordata, Actinopteri, Sciaenidae. Gene Ontology annotation, molecular function: signaling receptor binding. Bases 107 to 1369 code for a protein of 420 amino acids.
CCUUUGAGGUGUGCUUCCUGUUUGAGCACCAGCACAAGAUGGCUUCCACAGAGGACUCAAAACUGACAGGUGAUUUAGCGCCGCCAGUCUCAAGCAGGUGUCCAACAUGGCGAUCACGGGGAGCGGAUCUCUCGCUAUUUCUCUCUAUGUUUUCGUGAUUUCAGCAUCGUUUCUUCCGAAAGGAGCUGCUGAAACCGUGACAGUUGAAGGUCAGAACCUGGCGACUGACAACGUGUCGGUGAUCGAGGGGGAAAUGGCUACCAUCAGCUGCAGAGUGAAGAACAACGACGACUCCGUCAUCCAGCUGCUCAACCCCAACAGGCAGACCAUCUACUUCAAAGACGUCAGACCUCUGAAGGACAGCCGGUUCCAGCUGGUGAAUUUCUCUGACAACGAACUGCGGGUGUCUCUGUCCAAUGUGUCACUCUCCGAUGAGGGACGCUAUGUGUGCCAGCUCUACACAGAUCCUCCUCAGGAAGCCUACGCAGACAUCACUGUCCUGGUCCCGCCAGGCAGCCCAAUCAUCGAGAGCCGGGAGGAUGUGGUCAGCGAGGGAAAUGAGACGGAGCUCACCUGCACAGCCAUUGGCAGCAAGCCAGCUGCCUCCAUCAGAUGGAUAAAAGGGGAGGAAGAACUGACAGGUGAGGCAACAGUUGAGGAGACGUAUGACAGGAUGUUUACAGUCUCCAGCCGGGUAAGAUUUUCUGUCACCAAAGAGGAUGAUGGAGUACCAGUGGACUGCAUCAUUGACCACCCAGCUGCAAAGGACCUCAUGGCUCAAAGACACUUGGAAGUGCUAUAUAAACCAGAAGUGAAGAUCGUGGUGACGUAUCCUGAAGGUUUAACUAGAGAGGGCGACAAUCUAGAUUUAACGUGUAUCGCAGAGGGCAAACCACAUCCCCAUCAGAUCAACUGGCUGAGAGUAGACGAGGAUGUGCCACCUCACGCCGUGGUCACCGGCUCUGACCUCUACAUCGAGAACCUCAACAAGUCCUACAACGGCACCUAUCGCUGCGUGGCGUCCAACGCUGUGGGGGAGGCCUAUGACGACUACAUCCUCUAUGUAUAUGAUGCUCCCACUACUAUCCCCACACCCACCACCAACCCAGUCAACACGCAAGACUCCAGAGCCGGCGAGGGGGCACCGCAGAAAAUUGACCAUGCUGUCAUUGGAGGAGUGGUUGCCGUGGUGAUGUUUGCCAUCCUCUGUGCACUCAUUGUUCUUGGUCGAUACUUUGCCAGACACAAAGGAACUUACUUCACACAUGAAGCCAAAGGGGCGGACGACGCGGCCGACGCCGACACGGCCAUCAUCAACGCCGAGGGGGGACACAACAACACAGACGAGAAGAAGGAGUACUAUAUCUAAACUGGACAGGCCAGGAGAGACGGGUGGGGAUGCUGAUGGUGGUGGUGGUGGUGGUGGUGAUGAUAGUGGUGCUGUAGGAGCAUUAUGUCUAACUCUGAUUGGUUACGAGAAGGCUUGAGGGCGGGGAGGGCGAGAUUUAAAGAGGAAGAGAUGAAAGUAGGACUGGCAUGGCCAAGUGGUAAGAAGAGGCGUUGCUGAGUCUCCUAUCCGACCCUUCCUGGACUGUUGGGGCCUAUUCUGUACAGUUCAAUUAUUUUACAGACAAUUUUGUGCCUUGUUCUAUUUCUUUUGUUGUUUUUUUCCCCCUUCACAUGCUUGUUGGAUUGGAUUUUAAUUUUUUAUUUUUACAUAUACUCCGCCUGAUCCUUUGUUGCUUUUGGCUUUCGGAGGAGAUUAAAUGGGCCUGGUGGUGUUUGUCUUUUGUGUGCUGCAGCUAGCUUUUAGCUCAUGUACCCAGAUCUGAGGAGCCAGCUCAUCCACACUUUUCUUCUUAGCAAUCUCCAGAGUUCAUUAACUGGAACACAAGCGUCAACACACUUCCUCCUGCUGGGUCAAAGUCCAACAGUACCCCAGUAAAGUCAUCAAUACAUGCAGGUCUGAUUGGUUUCAACAUAUUUCAGCGCAGAUUUCACUCACCCCCUUCAAGGUCAGGUUCACUGUGUUGAUUACUAAUGUAACAGUUGUGAGUAAUCCUGCUCAUCAUAGAAUGUAUUUGUUCCUGAAAGUAAAGUAUAGUAGGAGUGCCGUUAAGUACCAUUUCACCCCAAACUGCAUUACAACUGGUCCUUCUGACGAUUAGUAGAUGUGAGGUCAAUUUAGUAUUUGAUUAGGGUAUUGUGGAGUCCAGUCUAAGACAUCCUGACAGCUGUAAUGUGCCAUGAUAUAAAGUUGAAGUCUCUGUCGAGAAUAUGAGAAUAGUGUGACAUUUUAGGAAAUACACUUUUUCACUUUCUUGGCCAACGUUAGAUAAAAACCAUCUCCUGGCUGUAGCUUUAUGUUUAACAUGCAGACAUGAGAGUGGUAUUGAUCUUCUCAUUUAAUUCUCAACAAGAAAGCAAACAUCUGUACUCCCCGACAUGUCAGACUACUCCCUUUACAAACAUUGUCUGUAUUCAGAGUGAUUUUAGUUACUAUUUUCGUCAAAAAUCUUUUUUUUUUAAUAUCAUCCACACGAGUGGAUGGACCAGAAACAUGGCAGAAAACGUUGCUCUAAUAAUUACAGAGCUAGAAAAAGUUCUACUCUGUUGGUUUUAGGGUCAGACUUUGAGUAUAUACCUAAAGGAGCAACCGGUCCUGCUGCAAUGGUUAUAAAAUAUUAUUAAAAUGUAUUAUUUGUUAAGUAUUGGUACAGCCUGCUGUGUGUGCUUAUGAUUUAAACAUGAAAUUCUUCACAUAUUCAUACCACCCACAUGGUCAACACUGGACCAAAUAUAAUAAUUAUCCGAGUGUGCAUAUACAGUGAAUAUUACUUGUAUACAGCAAAGGCUGAAAGUCCACUGCGCAAAGUGCCCGUCUCUCAAUAAUAGAUUUUUUUUUUUUUCAGUCUGAUAAUACAGGACAUUGACCAUUUAACUGGAAAUGUUACAAGGACAUUGGUUUAUUUUUCUUUCCAAGGUUUUUAUCUUUUUAUUUAAUUCCACUUUGUUAAAGGGAAGAGAGAGAGAAUGUUAACAUUGAAUGGCAAACUAUGUAUAAGGUAUCAAGGUAUGUCCGUGUGAAUACAAGUGAAAAAUACACUUUCACUGCUUAUUUCCUGGCUUAGAAUCCCUUGCUACACACACAUUAUUUCUUGGCCUUGCCCAUACACGAGUGAAAAGACAUUCAAUCACUGCAAACAUGAAUCAGUUAUAUUUCCUCGCUGUCUGUAAAGACGUUUUACCUUUGGGCUGUCUUUGAUAACUUGUAAGGGCUCUCGGCCUCACAAGUUAUCAAAGAUUUGCGUAGAGCUUUUAGACUUGGUUUGGGGAAAGAUCAUUUCUUCCUGCAGCCUCAAACUUUCACAGAGGAGCCGUCUACUGUUACAAACUUAUUUAUUUAUAUCUUUUUUUUAAAUUUUUGAUUUUUUUUUUGCACCAACACAAAUCAGAAAACUCUACGCUCACAGACAGAGACGCAGUGUGCACACCAUGCAUGCUUCAUGCCUCUCACUCUGUCACGGCUAGAAGAGUAAAAACCUGUUUGGUAAUUAGUGAGUGAUUUCAUUGUAUUGCCUGAAUAAGAAAAAAAAAACUGUAAAUGUAUUAUGAAAAAGGAUAACCACUGCCUUAAACCCACCUCUUGAUACUUAUCAUUAUUAGGGAAAAGACUGAAGGACUUAAUUUAGUGCCUUCUUUGAUUUUGAGGCAUAUGGUUAGUAUCGUACAGUAUCCUCAUGUACACUCUUACAGUAUAUCUUGUAUAUUUCUGUCCUUUUUAACUUACAGGGCCAAUACUGAUGCACGUUGUCUGUUCACGCACCAUAAACUUGCAUCACGAUUUAAAAAGAAAAAAAAAAGCUGCAAUGAUUUUGAUGUUGGAAUAAAAUAAUACAAAGUAUUUCUUUGUUUCAUGAGGAUGGUGUGGCAGCUUCCACUGACUAGAAUGUCACAUGCCAGGAUGUAGUAUUUAUUGUCUUAAUUAGUGAUCGCAAAACAAUUUUAAAUUUGGUCAUAAUUGUUUUUUUUCUCUGCUUCACUUCAUUUAUUAUUUAUUUGGAUAUCUUCAACGACAAGGCUCAGUAGUAACAUCAGAGAGGAACACAGUACUAAAAGCUACGAUAAGCUACAAUGAAAGUACAUUUUUACAGGUUUGAUAUUUGUCUUCAAUGGUUAGAAAGUGACUGCUGCUUUUAAUCGAGGGGAAACGUAUAUAAAAGAUUGUCAGAAGCAUCACGAUCCAGUUUUUGAUCUGUUUGAAAUCCUUGAUAUUUAGUAUGUUUGUUUUCACUCUCUCAGGUUCAUGAGUGUUAAUAGUUGUGUUUUUUUUGCAUCUCAGGUAGAAUGCAAAUUUUAAGGCCCCAAGUAUAUACUGUAGUACCACAGCUAUUCAAGAAGUGAAGAAAUCACAAGAUGUACAUGUUUUUUCUCAUUUGUACAUGUUUAUGUGUUCUUAAUAUGGUGCACUGUUACAGUAAAUGUUAAAUAUUAUUUUGCAUAGACCUAGUUCACAAAGAAAGAAAACUAGAUUUGUUAAGCAGACAAAAAUUAUGUACAGUCAGUGUCAACAAAAUCACGAUGAUGUUCAUGAAACUUCUUCUUCUUCUUCUUCUUCUUCUUCUUCUUCCUCCACUGUAACACUUUGCUUAUACAGUAUCGGUUGUUUAGUAAUUAUAGGAUGUGACCACAGACAGUCAAUCAGGCAUCUGUUUGCAUUCAGUCGAUUCAUGCAUACAUUUUCCAUAGAUGAAACGAUGGUGUAUUUACUGUGACAUGACAAGUUUUAUGAAUGAUCUGUAACAUGUCUUGGAUAUUUGGAUGGAACUCAUGUUUAAAGCCUGGGGUGGGAUGGAGAGAGAGAGAGACAGAGAGAGAGAAGGGGGGUUUGGUAGUUUUAUUUCCCCCCUGAUAUGGUCGUUUUUGUUGUUGAAUCUUAAAUUUCUCUCUGUACCCAGGUGACAUUUUUUUUUCCUUUUGUGUAGUGAAGAGGAUGUUUCUCAUAUGACCAUGCAUAUUUUGUAUUGGUUCACACCGACAUUUUUACAAAAGAAAAAAAAAAAUCUGAAGAGUACUUGUCUUAAUAAAAAGAUAUCAAUGUUUAAAAA